Molecule: messenger RNA, 2378 nt
Organism: Ctenopharyngodon idella (grass carp)
Lineage: Eukaryota; Metazoa; Chordata; Actinopteri; Cypriniformes; Xenocyprididae
Gene: ctbs
Product: chitobiase, di-N-acetyl-
Exons: 7
Coding region: 135-1220 (361 amino acids)
Biological process (GO): chitin catabolic process; carbohydrate metabolic process
Cellular component (GO): extracellular region
Molecular function (GO): chitin binding; chitinase activity
Source: RefSeq, a predicted model, not a curated record
GUCUUAUGUAUUUCUCAUCUAUCGCUUUUAUUUCUUUGGUGUCACAUGUUAGUAUUGUUUCUCUCUGUUUUGAUGUGCAGACAGAAGUGAUUUUCAUUACAGUGUUUUAACAUAUAGUUUAGCAUCAAUAAACAAUGUGGAUUUCUGUGUCACUCUUCGUGCUGACUUUGUCCGCACAGGUGUGGUCCAACGUUUGUCCUUGUGCACGGGAAGAACUCUGUCAGCCCAUUCGAUCGCAGCCGGCGUUCGAGGUUUUUGUAUUUGAUGUUGGGAAAAAGGCUUGGAAGUUUUAUGACUGGACUAAAGUGACAACAGUUGCAGCUUUUGGACAAUAUGAUGCUGAACUCAUGUGUUACGCUCACUCUAAAGGAGCUCGAUUGGUCCUGAAAGGAGAUGUGCCACUCCCAGAUAUUGUGGAUCCAGUAAAUAGGACAGCUUGGGUCCAGGCAAAGGUCCAGUUGGCAAAGAGUCAGUUCAUGGAUGGAAUAAACAUAGACGUUGAGCAGGCGGUGGAGACCGGUUCCCCUGAAUACUAUGCUUUGACAGCCCUUGUCAAGGAAACCACUGAAAGUUUCCACACAGAGAUCCCAGGCUCUCAGGUAUCAUUUGAUGUGGCUUGGUCGCCCAAAUGCAUCGAUAAGCGUUGCUAUGACUACCUUGCCAUUGCCGAUUCAUGCGAUCUCUUGUUUGUUAUGUCCUAUGAUGAGCAAAGCCAGAUCUGGGAGGAUUGUAUAGCCAUGGCCAAUGCCCCCUUCAAUCAGACAUUGACAGCCUAUGAUCAAUACAUCAGCAUGAACAUAGAGCCAAAGAAACUUGUGAUGGGUGUUCCAUGGUAUGGUUAUGACUACAGCUGCCUAAAUUUCUCAAAGGAUGGAAUAUGUACAAUUCCAAAAGUGCCAUUCAGAGGGGCUCCAUGUAGUGAUGCAUCCGGCAAACAAAUUCCAUACAGCAUCAUGAUGAAACAGAUCAACAGCUCCAUAUCAGGAAGACUGUGGGAUGAGAACCAGCGAGCUCCAUAUUAUAAUUACAAGGACACAGAAGGCAGGGUCCAUCAGGUGUGGUAUGAUGACCCAGAAAGCAUUGCUCUGAAAGCUGUCUAUGUGGCACAACAUGGUCUGAAAGGAAUCGGAAUGUGGAAUGGAAACCUCCUGGACUACAGCAGUGAUCCAAUCGCCCAGCAACAGACUAUGGACAUGUGGAACGCCCUUAUACCCAAAUGAACACAGGGAGUCUGCUGCUGUCUCAUAGGAUUCUCUGUUUCUUUUUGUCAAUAUUUGCAUAAAAAAUUUUAUUGUUUUAUUAUAAACCGAAUAAAUGGCACAUUACUUGUCAGCAACCCUACUAAAAGCUUAGAUUUAAUUGAACUUUAAUUGACAUUGGCACAUUUAUUACAUGUAAUCAUUUGCAUGAACAUAAUUUCCCUAAUUCAGUACUGCGUAUCAUGAUUCUAAAUCGGAAUUUUGUAGUUAAUAUGUUAAAGAUGAAGAGUGUCAUUUUUUUUGGAUGUCGUAACCCAUCUUAAUGUCUGCAAUCAAUUAUAAGUCAGACAUUCAUAGGUUGGUUUCCCCAAAAUGUGUAAACACUGUGAUGCUUUCAAACCAUUGCUGUACAUCCUGAGCUCAACCAUCUCUUUAGCCGAUCACUGGAGGAGAGAGGAAGUGUUCGGGAAACUAAUUAUUUUUGUACAUUUGGUGAUGUUAAUGGUGCUGCAGAUACUACAUACUUCAUUUUUAAACAGCCAGACUAAAUCCAGGAAGCAGAUUUACACAUUACUCAAAUUGCAAAACAAUAUCUGUCAAAUCUCUUAAAUACUAUCUUUUGUGCUUUGUGUAAAUGUAAAAAGUCUUUUAUACAUAAUUUCAUUAUUUUCAGUGAAAGCUGAAUCACAACUUUUGUCCACAAAGAAAUUUAAAUUCUAAGAAAUCUAAGCACAUAGAUGUGUAUUCUGUGUUUCCUUAAAACUGAGCUCUCUUUUGCAUCAGUUCUGCUCUCAGGGAUCGUAGUUCUGUGGCAGCUUGCUUUCUCAACUAGACAAAUAAAGAUUGAUAAAUAAAUAAAUAAAGUGCAGAAAGUAACAACAGAAUUAACCAGGGCAUGUCUGUUUGGUACAGUACCUUGAUCUCUGUAGCCAGUUUCAUUUUAGCAUCAUCCACAUUUUUCCACAGAUUAUCAAUUUCACUGCUCUCCAUCAUAAUCUGGAUUAUCAACUCAUUCUGUAAAUGCAAAGCAUUAAAGCAGUUUUUGCUUUAAUUGAUCAAAGUAUUAAAUUAAGAAAGAAACGGCAGUUUCUUCCCUGUUGAGGAGUUCUAUAAAUAAAGCAUGAUUGGGUCAUUAUUUUACUGAAAUGAGAGUAAUAAAAUGAAAAAAACUACCUUCAA